CGGGAAAACAACUCGCUUAAAACUUACUCUGAGAAUUUUUCUUUUCUGAUUGUUCUCAUAGCAAGUGUAAUAGAUUUAAGGAUGUACAAUUAAGGCCUUCUUUGAAUUGGAUUGCCUAGUUGUGUGUUGUGUGUUCGUCUCUCAAAGAAUAUCAAAAAAUCAAAACAGCAACCUUUGCCUAACAUUUUCAGCUACACUUGCCAUCGUGGCUACCAAUUUUACCCCUCCAAUCAAUCCACCAUGACUUCAACUUGUCAAGAAAACGGAGAAUGGACCCAGGUGGAACAAUGCUUAAUAUCUCAUUGCAUUGGAUCACCACCAUCCCAGAUUGGCAGCAAUUUUGAAAUCUAUUAUGAAAAUAACAUAUUCACCCUCGGACAAGAUCCUCCCGUGGGUGCUCAUCUCGAGUACAGAUGCCCAUCGCAACACUUCUUCGAGAGUAAUCAAAGUCUAACGAGUUUUGAGGUUUUAUGUGGAUCCGAUGGACAAUUCGUUGACCCCGUGGAUUGGCCCGUGUGCAUUGAUUUGGUCAAUUGCCAGAAAUCCGAUCUUCCCACCACCAAGUUUGUUUUUGAACCAGAACAUGAUUCGGAGUACAGCCCAGGAGAUAUUGUUAGGAUGGAGUGCCCUUCACCUAGUUUGGAAUUGGCUGAGGUGUCGAAUUCGAGUAUUUACGACAGCUUCCAAGUUGAAUGCCUGGCUAAUGGCUCGUGGAAUGUAACAAACUUCGAUAACCUCACAUGCCUUCGAAUCGGCUGUGAUCUGCCCUCAACUCCUUCAGGUUUUAUGAGACCGGUUAUCUUCGGUGUUACAAUUUCUCCGACUUUUGUACGUUUUGGCCAAAGUGUUAGCUUUAGAUGUCAACCUCAUCAGAGAUUUGAGGAUGAUUACGAUAACAGUCGAUUUGAUGCGAUUUGUCGAAACGAUGGAGUUAAUGGAACCGUCGAAAUGCCGAGUCCGUUGCCACGUUGUGUCGAUUAUACGAGAUGUUUGAUCAACGGAUGGGAUCCAUUGGUGCAAUUGAGAAAAGUGAAAGAAAUUGCGAGGAAGGCCGACAAAUCUCAAUGGACUGCAAAGGGAAGUUCUGUAUAUCAAAACAGAUUUCCCCUUUCAAAUGCCUUUGAUAGCGAUUUCGAUUCUCUCUAUCAUAGUCGAGAUGGCUUAUUCUAUGGGUGGUUGGAACUAGAUUUGCAUACAACUUUGAAGGUCUACAUGAUUUCGAUUGCCAAACGAUUUUUAGCUUGCUGCGAAAGAUACGAAGGCAUUGAAACUCGCGUUGGACCCAACCAAAUAUCAUUACCUGCUGACGAGCAAUCGAGCCAACCUAUAAGUAUAAACCAAGUGUGUACUCGCAUCGACGACUAUUCCGACGAGGGAUAUUUGGUCGACUUCAAAUGUGAUACCCCUAUCGAAGGACGUUAUGUGACCGUUCAGAGGAUGGGCAAAGAAUACCUACAAUUGAAUAAUAUCGAGAUUUAUCACAUUAUAGAACAUGGCAAUGAUGAAGAGACAGAAAUAGUGGCCCCUUUAGCACGAGAUUGUCAAGCGUUAUAUCUACUUGGUUUCAAGAUACCUGGCAUCUACCGUAUUGAUCCAACCGGGUCCCAAUCUUCAGAUUCGGCAGUCCAAGUUCACUGCCAAAAUGGAUGGACUCUGGUGUUAAAAAGAGAUUUUCAAGGGAGUGCUCAGAUCGAUUUUGGCACCAAAAAUUUGGCGGAUUUGGAAGCCCCUCUGGGCGAUCCAACCGACGACUUUUGGAUCGGACUACAAGCCUUGCACAAACUAACGACCUCCAAUCAUUAUGAGCUUGAAGUUAUCAUGACCGGCCAACAAGGGGAAUCUGGUUUGGCUCAAUAUGGCCACUUGACAAUCGAUAAUGGACCCGAAUACACGAUAAAAGUUGAAAACUUUUCCACAUCCUCUAGACUAGCAGUGGAGGAUGAUUUAAGUUGGGCCUCGGAGAGCAACUUUCUCAUAUCCGGGCGAUGUUUUGAGGAAUCGGGCGCGCCGGGUUGGUACAAAUCAAGUGAAGUGAUAUGCACAAAGGCUCAACUUUUCGGGACAAAAAUGUAUUGGACAAGCUUUGGCCACUUGUCAGCAAUCACCUUGAGAAUAAAACCGGCUCGGAGACCUCAUUGUUCAACUCCCAAUGGGGAAUGCCAGUUUCCUUGGGUGUACUCUAGGAAUGGCCUAACGUACUUGGAAUGCGACUUCGCCUAUGAUUCCACAGCUUGGUGUGGCACACAAUUGAAUGCAGAAGGAGUUUACAUUUCUGGAUCUGGUCAAUGGGCCCGUUGCCACACUUCGUGUCCUGGAGCUGUAGCAGGCGAUUAUGAACUCAUUAACCCAGGCGGUUUCUCUGUUAAUGGGUUUCCUCAAUCAUUCGAAACGUUUCAACUCGAGUGUCCUAAAGGUCAAGUUUUGAUGAUCAAUGGUGAUCCUCGAGACGAUUAUGAAACCACUUGUAACUGGAACAAGUCUUGGACGGAGGACGUGACGGUGAAAUGUGAAUUGAAUGGUUGUAACAUGCCACCAGUUGCUCCACAGGAGACUCAUUUGACCCUUCAUAAUUGGAAUGGAGAACCAAUCCCUCUUGGACAUUACUGGGAAUUUGUGUGUCCAGAUGGGUUGCAGCCCCCUGAUGAGCCAGAAUAUACUUUGGAGCUCAAAGUGGUUAUUCAAGUUCAAUGCGACGCCAAUAAUUCUUUUGUGGAGCCUACUACUUGGCCCAUAUGUGUCUCCAGUAAACAAUGUCCUUCUCGAGAAGGUCCUCCUUCGUCUCCCAUAAACGGAUCAGCCAUUCUCUCCAAUCGAGGCACCACUUUUGGUCCAUGUAUAGACCAGUUUUCUGACACCUUCCAAUGCAAGGGCGAAGUCGGGAUUCGAACCGAGAGUCGAUCAAUGGAUUGUCCCGCAGGUCUGUGCUCAAAAUAUAGUAUUAUUUUGAACCCUUCGCAACCAAUCCAGAAUCAAUACGUCAGAAUCCAGUUCUCAUCCGAUGUAAAUUUGGUUGGCAUUGACACCGGCCAUGAAGCGUCUCAAGUCAAUCAUAAGGAGAUCUUUAUAUCUGGCACAAAUUUGAACGCCUUUCCUGGAAGCACGACAAGCUUCUCUUUCGAGGUGUCCCAUGAAGCUACGCCUCAAAGAACACUGCCUUGCGUGUACGACAUCCAAUGUUCCAAUACCAUCGAGAGCUGGUGGGAAAUACCUUCCACAUCAAACGGAACCCUCGAUCCGACCAGUCAGACCUUUGAAUAUGGUAGUACGAUCACUUAUAAAUGCGCCCCGGGAUUACAAUUUGUCGACGAGAAUGAGAACCCUAUUUUCGCCGAACAGAACUUCACGUGUGGCUUUGACGAGGCCUGGUUCCCAUCGAGCCCUUUGAAGCGUUGCGAAUGGUCACAUUGCGCGUCACUCCCCAAUGCAUCGGGAUUGGUCCCACUAUUUUGGAACGAUAGUAGUCUCACUCCCAUUGGAAACAAUUUGACAAUGAUCUGUGACAGAGGAAUGAAGUUUGAAGGAAAUUUGAGCCAAACAGAGGUUGCAGCCACAUGUUUGACACAGGACCAAUGGCAGGAACCUGCAAGUGGCUGGGGAAAGUGCGUUGAAACCGUGUUCUGUGAUCCACCUCCGCCGUCAAUCGUGGAUGGAUCAAUUGAUAUGCUGAAGAGCGGCCUUUCAUUUGGCACUUCGUGCCUCGGAUCCCAAGAAAGGGAACCAAUCCCGAGUACUGAUUGUCCAGAUUUACAAUCGCAGGUCGUUGAGAAGAGUGACAACUCAACCACCAUUCGCUUGUUAGUGAAGCCCACGGAAUCGAUCCAUUUGGCGAUGUUGAUGAUGUUUUCGCAGCCUUUUGCCAAUGCUCAAGUAGAUUCUUCCAGAGUGACUGUGUUGCCAAGUGGAAUGGAAACAGUGAUUUUGGCCUCAAUGGAGCUUCUCGGCUCUUAUUCCCAACUCAACGUUCGAAUCACGCAUGAUCCCUUAAAUGAACCUUGUUUACUCCAAGCUAUGUGUGCGAGUUGUUUAUCGAAUGAAGAUUGCUUGGAUCAAGGUGGAGGCUUAGUCAAAAACCUGGACCUUUCCGUCAAUUUGACCCAAUAUGGAACCACUUUAGCGUAUUCGUGCCCGCCAGGACAACGAUUUGUUGACAAUAGCUCUUCUCAAAUAUUGUCUUGUGGUUGGAACAGACAAUGGGAGCCCUCUAAUCAACUCUUGGGCUGUGAGGCUGUUGCUUGUGUUAACCCUCCCUUGGCUCCGAAUGGAACCCGACUUUUGAACAAUUACACCAUCAACGACGAGGUGGCUUUUAAUGACCAUGUUCCGUACUACUGCCAAGAUGGCUAUUUCUUUGAGCAAGACUACAAUCUCGAAUUUUUCAACCUCACUUGCCAUCCUGGCGGCAAUUGGUCUGAACCUGUGGUCUGGCCCAAAUGUUUGCACCCACGAGAGAAGUUCUGCCAUGAUCCACCCGCGCCACCAACAAAUGGCGGUAUAUACGAUUGGAACGAGAAGCUAUUUGCCAAUGGUACAUCCCCAUUCAGCCUUGAGGUCAGUUAUUCAUGUGACAUUGCCAGAAAACUGGCAAACCAAAGUCAACUGGAAUCUGGACAAGAUCCGCUCUACGACGAGGCUGUUUUGAAAUGUGCCUGGAACGGGAAAUGGUCCCCGUCUGAAAGACUGGAUCCGUGUGUGUGGACCAAGUGCAUCAAUCCCCCCACCCCCAGUGGGCACAAUCUGAAGCACACUUGGCAUGGCCAGCCACUAGAGUUUUACGAGAAUGUCACGUACAAGUGUGUCUAUGACGGCUAUUGGUUUGAAGGCGAUCGCAACCUCGUGGCCUUUGAUGUGCCAUGUCUACCCGGAGGAGAGUUCGGAGUCCCGGCCCAAUGGCCUGUGUGUCUUCGAACUGUUGAAUGUGGAAAUCCGCCUCCAAAGCCUAGAGGAGGUAUCAUGAAGUGGGAUGGACUGAAACGAGAAUAUGGAACAACCAUUGAAUAUGAAUGCGGACCGAAUGCCAUGUUCCAGGAAGUUCUUGAUGAUGGAUCGAGCGACAAUUUCUAUAAAAGCAAAUCCAUAACAUGCAGCUGGAACCGCACUUGGACGCCUGAGCGGUUGGAUCGAUGCAUUUGGACCAAAUGCAGCGCUAUUCCCGAGCCCGAUCCUUCCACUGGCCUCCAAUUCAUUCCCAACGACGUUACCAAAAACCUUCAAAUCUUGACCAAUUACUCGAAAUAUAGCCCGGAGAUUCCCAUGACCUUGGCCGUGAGCUUAGACUUUCGCGGUGGUUCGUCCCUCUUAUUCGAUGGUUAUCUGCAUGAUUCAAUUCAAGAAAAUCCACGAUUGAUCCUUACAAACGAGGCGGGCACAAAAUUCUUGGACAUCACCAUCGACCCGUUAUAUUCCGUUAUGAAGCUAACGAGCGAUCUCAGGCCAAACUUUGAGCGGGAGGAAACAUUACUAAUUGAUGUGGGGGAUCCAUUUCGAUUGGAAAUAGACUACCGUCCUGGGAAGUUCGAGUUUCAAUUCAUUUUCAAUGAUGAGAGGUUGCCCAGCUUCAAAGUUCCGGACUCGAUCCCUGAUUUAGAUAUUCAUUCCUUGGUUUUGACGGGGGACGUGAUCAUGAACUUUGUUGGGAGGAAGGUCAAAGGAUUGGACCCAAUGGUGGACGUUGGAACCAAGGUCGAGUUUGCUUGUCCUUCUGGCACAGUGUUUGCUCAUAAUUGGUACACAAGGCCUUCGUUCAAAAUGACUUGCCUGAAUACAGGAACGUUUGACGCUCCAGAGAUUUUUCCAACUUGUGUCGAACCAUUUGCCACUACCAGUCGAGCGUUGAACGUGUCAGAAUUGUUAACAGGAAAAUGUAAGUUUUGAAAUGCGUGUUUAUGAAUUACGUUUUUUUUUUUCAAGCAUCAUGGAAAAUAAUCUUCAAAGCCUAUUGUUUCAAAAGCAACUCUUGGUGUAUUGUACUGUGUAUUUUUUUCUGAAGACAAAAGUCUGCUUAAAUAAACCCUUCAAUCCAUCAAGUGUGAGAGGAGCAGUCAGCAGCUCUCUUUGAAAUACAUGAACCACCAACUCGUUUUCUGUUGUCGCUCUUUCAACCGUGUUGUUAUUUUCUUGGGGUGGAAUAUGCAGAAAAUGCCAAAAAUAAAGAUGACGCUCCCAAAUGUUCAUCCCAACGUUUUGAAAUGCCAGUCUGGUCUGAUUGUCGCCAACAAACUUAUUGAAUUUGGUGGUAGGAAUAAAUCGACAGGCUAGAAACCAUGAAUCGGGUUCACUUCGAGAAACCUAGUGUAUGGAUCAAUAUGGUGACAUUGAAUUGAAGGUUGUUCAAGUCUUGUGCCAAAGCCAUUUGAGAAUGGAUGGAAGAGCAUUUCGGGGUAGUGGAUAUUGCACCAAUUGAAAACGGUCACUUUUCUGGUAUUUCCAUCAAUUCCCUCGCCGUUUUUGGUCUAAUCCCGAAUGCCUCAGCUGCCAAGGGAUGGAAGGCUGGGUGGUCUUGACUUCGUCAUAUCUUCCGAUGCUUCGUAAAGCCAAGUAGUCCAAGAGGGAUGGAUCGCUUUUGGCUCGGAGAGUUUUGGAUGACCCUCACGGAGAUCCUCCCCUUCAAUUGAGCCGUCUUCGCGGGAUGAAGACCGGACUCGCGAACAACAAAAAUGAGCUUGCUUCUCUUUGACGGCCUUCUCGUGUUGGUUACCGUGCUCCUCCGUACUCUUGAGCGUUUAGCUGACGUUCCUGAGUAAAAAAAAGGCCAGUCAGAAUAUGGUCUUCAACUGAAGGGGGACCAUUCAGCCUCCUAGUUCCUAUUUGUUCCAUUCAUGAUUGUGAAAUUGUCAGUGCGACCCAGUGAAGCUCUCUUUCAUGGGAAGGCGCUGUCGUUGGUCGUUGGUCGUUGGUGGGCUUUGAAGCCGGCGAGUACUACAUGGAUUCGACAUGAUGAACUUGAAUUGGCCUUUUCUCAAAAGAGACAAUUUGGGCUCCAUCAAGAGUGAUUCAUGGCGGUCUCCAGAGACAAUUCUUGUAUGGAACUCCUCGGCAUUGAAUGGGGCAACUUCGUGAUUGGAUCUGGAAUGGUUUUUUUUUCUCUCUUUCUCCGUCUUUUGGGGCGGUUUGGAUCGAUAGUGGAAGAAACUGAUUGCAAGAUCUCCCGUGAAGCCAACAAAGACAGAGGAAAGUAAAA
This is a messenger RNA of Tigriopus californicus, 7177 nucleotides long. RefSeq lists its product as uncharacterized. The record is from RefSeq and is a predicted model, not a curated record. Lineage: Eukaryota; Metazoa; Arthropoda; Copepoda; Harpacticoida; Harpacticidae. The transcript has 29 exons. Bases 241 to 5871 code for a protein of 1876 amino acids.